Molecule: messenger RNA, 384 nt
Organism: Fusarium vanettenii 77-13-4
Lineage: Eukaryota; Fungi; Ascomycota; Sordariomycetes; Hypocreales; Nectriaceae
Exons: 2
Coding region: 1-384 (127 amino acids)
Source: RefSeq, a predicted model, not a curated record
AUGGUCGAACUCACACCUGAGGAGUGUUUCAUGGUGUCGAUCUACGACAUCCUUCAACACCGGCGUACCUGCCCAGAUGAGGGCUGCAAAUUCCACAAGGCAGCCUGGCGACAAGAUUGUGAAAAAGAGUUGGUAUUUCGCAUCAUUCAGAAGAUCAUACAAGCUGAGGAAGCGCUCGCACGGGAGGGCACCAUGUAUGAAGAUUCAAUCAAAGUUGCUACCGCUUUGAGGGCAUUCAAACUGCUUUGCUUGGAGCAAUUUUGGAGCUUCAUGGACCCCGACGUCGCAGUUGACAACAUGCUCAAAUUGCUGUUCGCCAAUCCAGACACUCAACAAGCUGGCGAGGCUACGAACAACACGACAGCAAGACUUCGCAAGAAGUGA